This is a messenger RNA of Fusarium redolens, 1302 nucleotides long. RefSeq lists its product as uncharacterized. The record is from RefSeq and is a predicted model, not a curated record. The coding region runs from base 1 to 1302 and encodes 433 amino acids. The transcript is spliced from 2 exons. NCBI's taxonomy places the organism in Eukaryota, Fungi, Ascomycota, Sordariomycetes, Hypocreales, Nectriaceae.
AUGGCGACCUCACAUUCUUCUGCUACAUCGACCACUCCGUCACGCAACGGCAACCGUCGCGUCACAUCACCAGACACGACGUCGCGCACAUCGCAAGCGCCUGUCGUGACCCGACCCAAGAGGCGCCCCCACCGCAUCUACCAGCCAGCCAAGAACUCCCUUUACGACAUCUUUGAGCAACACUCUGGCACGGCGCUCUUUGUGCGCCCCAUCUGCUGGACUGAUUUACAUGCUCAACUCCUCGGUGUGAAAUGGGAGGAACUACCACCAUGUGAUACACCUCAGCCUACGAUAUCCCCAUCAACGCCACCUUCGCCAGGGCACCUCAAUCCGUCGAAUACAAUCAUCACUCUUAACAACGCGCUCCCGAUGCACCCUAUCCUCACUUCCAAUGCCGUCAAGACAGCCCUCAUGACGCUAUGGCCUAAAGCCUUUAGUGACCCGCAUUACUUACCCGAAUUCCAUCUAUACUUUGGCGGUCUCGUUUAUCGUAAUGCUGUGCCCGCGCAGAUCUUGUGGAAUUUCCCUUCUGAUGAGGCAAAGUCUUCCUACUCUUCCUUCAGAUCAGUCUCAGCGCGGCCUGCCAAAUCCUCUAACGUCUCAACGCAGUUCCCUCCAAAUCAAAGCCCUGCUAAUCUACCCAUGAUCUGCUAUAUUGGCAAGACCCAGCUGGCGUCAGUCCGAAACAACUCAUUUCGCCUUGCAUGUGGCCCAGGGAGACCAUGGAACGAGCCCGUGUUUCGUCUCCAGCAACUCAGGGCUCGCAUGCUCGUGCCUUCAAAUUCAGAUCACGAUGCGCACUUCGUGGGCGUAUUUUUAGGGAUGGCGCAGAAGCACUUUUACCCUUCCCCACCUUUCACUGGCAGACGUGACUUACGAAUAUCCCCAGAGCAAGGCAUUCCCCCGUGCCCUAACUUUCACGACCUCAAAUUGAGGAUCCUCACCCACGACACGGACACAUUGGAGUUUAUUGUCUACACUGGAUACGUAACAAAGGAAUUUUUGGAAAAAUUCCACGACCCGUUCAAGGCGCCGCUCGACGAUGACGAUGCUGCCGUUUCAGGCCUCAAGAUCGAAUACACAAGGGUUCCCAUUUGGCCGAUUCUAGGCCUACGAGAGAGACUUGGCAAAGCCUUAGGCCAGGAAGUUGUUGGUGCUUUUAAUCCAGGAGAGAUAGAAACAUGGGAGAAAGAACGCGAAGUAAUUAACAGUAACUUCGAGGAGGAGUUUGAUGACGAACCGGAAAGGGUGUCAAAGAAGUGCUGCCUGAAUUGGAGUAUACCGGUCGGUGUACUCAUCUGA